GGGGGGACCCGGGCAGGCGCUGCUAUCAGCGAAAGGAUCCAGUGUGCCGGAACAGAAGGAGCAGUCUUCUCCAUCCCCUAUAGAUAUAAAAUGAUCUUUCUCUCUAAGACGUAUCAGCGGACUUGCCAGUAGCCUAGUAAUUUUUUAGUUCUAUAAUACGAUAUCAUACAGUCCACGAUAUUAGAUUAGUAAUCGGCGGGGGUUAUAAUGCUACCGUCUUCAUCAUCGGGGCUGGUGCAGAUGGAAGGAUGUGGGACGGAGGCGAGAGAUACCCAGAAAAUGCAGUGCAAGAGACUGACUGAAGAGAGAGAUGAAGCAGAGAGCCAGCUGAAACACAUCAAGAGAGUUUCCCAAAUGGUGAUCGAGGAGGUGAGCGUCCUACAGACUCAGCUGGAGAUAGAGAAAUCCUGCAGAGAGAAUGCUGAGGCCCUUGCCACCAAGUUGAACAGUGAGAACAGGAAGCUGAAGUAUCUGAGCCUGUCGUCUCGACCCUGUCUGGAUGAGAUGCUGCCUAGCAUUACAGACUGCAUUCCUCUGGAAGAGGAGACAGACAUACAGGACACCAGCCCUGACCCGUACAGCCAGUACCAACAGCAGGUUAAAGAGCUCCAGGAGACAGUGAGCAGUCUGCUGGAGGAGAAGAAGAGGCUUGCCUGUCAGCUUCAGGAGCAGCAGAGACAGGUUGAAGAGCUAACAGCCCUGGCUGAGAAGGAGCAGGCUGAAAUGAAGGAGCUUCGCAAAACCAUCGAGCAGCAAAGCAAGAUCAUCAAGAGGUUCAAUAGAGUGUCUGUGAUGGCUACUACAGAGUAUGAGGAGAUGAAGGAGCAGCUGGAUUUGGAGCAGAGCCUGAGGGUGAAGGCUGAGACGUAUGCCCACGAGAUGUUGGUGAAGCAGAAAGAGGCUAACAGACAGAGUAUGAUCCUGCUGCAGAACGCUGACCCCAGCCUUCAGCUCAUCAAGGCUCUGGAGGACGUGGCUAAUGUUACCAAGACUCUGGAGCAUGAGAGACUGCUGCAUCACCAGAAGGUGAAGGCUCUGGAGACUGAGCUACAGGAGGACACGUUGAAACAGCAGACAGCAGAGCUGCAGAGCCAGCUGGAACUGAUAGAGGAAGAGAAGAGAGAGACAGAGGGACGUCUGCAGGACGUAGAGAAGAAGAACUGUGACCUGGAGAAAAGAGUGCAAGAGCUGCUGCAGGUCCAGAAGAACACUGUGCCCUCACCAGGCCCUGAACCAGGGACCGCCCCACCCCCCGCCCCUGUUCCCCAGCCCCCUCCACCCCCACCACCACCCCCUCCCCCUCCUCCACCCCCUCCCCCAUCGCGAUGCAACCCCCUCAGCUCACUGAUUGCAAUCAUGAGGAAAUCAUCCAAGGGUUCAAAGGGGGCAUCCCCGAAGUUGGAGCAAGCUCCUGAUGGAGGUGCAGAAGGAGGUACAGAUGACGUCAAAGUGAAGGCAGUGAAUGAGAUGAUGGAGAGGAUUAAACAUGGAGUGGUUCUGAGGCCUGUCAAGGGAGGAGACACUAAGAGAGUUGCCGUAAAAAAACCUCUAGUAAUUGAAGAAAAGCUGCCACAGGAGAGUGCCAUGGAAGAACUGAAAGGCAUUCUGGAGACGGUGAAGAUGAGUCCCAGUCGGGGGUCUCAGGAGUCGGUCCCGUCCCCCUCAGGGAAGAGCCCUGUCAGCAGUGAGCUGGAGGUCAUCCUUAGGAGGAGACGUAAACAGGCCUGCGACUCUGGAGACGGAGAUGAGAGCAGGGACGGACAAAUAAGCAAGGUGUCCUCCUCUGACAGCCUGAAUGGGAGGCACAGCCAGAGCUCCCACAGCUCCGACAGCUCAGGCAAAGAGCCAGAUGGGCCUGUAGGGCCAGGGCCUGGGCAGAGCCCCAGAGAGCCAGCCUCCCCCAGCGGAAGGGGCCCCGGCCCAGCUGUAGCAGCCAGGCACAGGUCAGACUCUGUCCAAGAGCCCCAAGCAGGGUCCUGGCAGGACAGGAGGCACCGUACUUCUUUGUCUGAGAAAGAGGCCUACUCCGAGGUGCCGGUCACCAAUAGAUGCAUUGUCAGUGGGGAGGAGCCUGAGAAGCAGAAGCCUGAGAAAUGGGCACCACAGUCCAACGGAGUCAGCCACCCUAACCCUAGGCUGAGUGUGGAGUCGGACACGCAUGCCUCACUCUCUCCAAGCGUUUCCGCAGUGCCCAACCCACUCAACGGGAACGGGAGCACGGAUGCAGAGUGUUGAAGGUCGGCUCCAGAGGUCCCUGGCAACCAGGAUUAAGGCUGAGGAAAGCUGCACAAUUUGCACAGAAUCUCAGUUAUCUGCCGUUAGAGACACUUAAUUAAAAAAAGCUUUAGGUUAUUUUAUUUGAUGCACAAACGAUCUCGAUCUGAUGUGGCUUCGCGUCAUCAUCUGAUGGAAUGCACUGUUUUAGAAUCCAACCUUUUUUAUUCGUUUCUCUAUCUCCCUGACCCUGUUAUAGUGAACAGGAAUUUAAUGAUACUUCUAAUCUACAGUAUAGCACAAACUCAUUUGAUGCUAGUUCUGCUUCUUCCUUACUCUUCCUGAAUCUAAAGAAGACACUAUCCUACUACCGUAAGACUUUCAGUAAAGUUACUGUUUACUGUAUGCAGCAGAAGCACCACCUAAACAUCGAUAAAGAACUAUGUUUACCAUCUGGGUCAUCAUUAGCAAAUAGAAUAAAGAUAUUGCACAUUAUGAAGGCACUUUUGCUAUUUCAAACUGGAGCUCUGUUUCAGUUUGUGAACUAUCUUUAAUGUGUAAUCAAUGCAACUACAGCGUAGGGACGC
Molecule: messenger RNA, 2801 nt
Organism: Coregonus clupeaformis (lake whitefish)
Lineage: Eukaryota; Metazoa; Chordata; Actinopteri; Salmoniformes; Salmonidae
Product: shootin-1
Exons: 17
Coding region: 208-2235 (675 amino acids)
Source: RefSeq, a predicted model, not a curated record